AUGUCUGGUGAUAAAGAGUGCACUAAACUGUCUGCUGCAGCUAUCCCAUUAUCGAUUGAUCACAAACCUGAUAGAUCUGAUGAACGCCAAAGGAUUGAACAGGCUGGAGGGUUCAUCAUAUGGGCAGGAACAUGGCGUGUCGGUGGCAUCCUUGCUGUGUCUCGUGCAUUUGGAGACAAACUGCUUAAGCCAUAUGUGGUUGCUGAGCCAGAAAUUCAGGAAGAAGAAAUUGACGGUGUGGAGUUUCUGAUCAUUGCAAGUGAUGGACUUUGGAAUGUUGUAUCAAAUACGGAUGCAGUGGCUAUAGUGCGGGGCAUAUCGGAUGCUGAGGCUGCAUCAAGAAAACUCAUAGAAGAAGCCUAUGCUCGAGGGAGCUCUGACAACAUCACCUGCGUUGUUGUUCGAUUUGAGAAUUCGUGACUUUACAUUAGGGUUCAAAGGCCAGUUCCAAAGAGUUGGAGCAAGAAGAUGAGGUUUUCAGUUGCCAUGCUUUUGAUAUGCAUGCCUAUUGCUUGUGUCGUCCAUGCAAAAAAUAUAGGUUCUUCAUUCUUGUGGGGAUGGGAACUUGGUUUUGUAUCUGCAUUCCUUGUUGAAAGUUGGUAAUGUUUAUUGGAUGUAAAAUUACUUUGGAAUUACAAUUAAAGGAUUGUUACAGAGGACAAAAAAUUUAUAUUAAUUGAAAAGUCAAUAUGCUUCAAACA
Messenger RNA from Macadamia integrifolia, 701 nucleotides. Its product is annotated as probable protein phosphatase 2C 11. NCBI's taxonomy places the organism in Eukaryota, Viridiplantae, Streptophyta, Magnoliopsida, Proteales, Proteaceae. The transcript is spliced from 6 exons. Gene Ontology annotation, biological process: protein dephosphorylation. Gene Ontology annotation, cellular component: cytosol; nucleus. The coding region runs from base 1 to 420 and encodes 139 amino acids. Gene Ontology annotation, molecular function: protein serine/threonine phosphatase activity. The record is from RefSeq and is a predicted model, not a curated record.